GUCUUUUGAAUACAAACAAAAGAGACGGCGCGCACUCACUUCCAAAUGCGAGCAAUCGGACUCUGUGUGCUACUCGCGGUCUCGGUGCUGGUGGUGGGCAGCGCGGUUGCCGCGAUCGGAGGCGUCGCACAAGACACAGAGUCUGCUGCUGUCAGGAGCGCGCAACCGGCAGCCGAAGCGACCACUGCUGUCGAUGCCGUUGCUCAGCAGCCACCAUCGCACGAGGACGAGGCUGCAAGAGUGGCUGUCAAGGACGAUGACGUGGAACCACCACAGUCAGUGCCGUCCACUCUGCGAAGAGCGAGCAGUGAGACAACAACGCCGCCACACGAGCCAGUUACUGCAGCAGACGCGACAUUACGCGACGCAGCGAUCGCGGACGAGCAACCAGGGCAAGCGCAAGCCACGCCAACACCAAGCUCAAGCGAGCAGGCAGACUCUGCUCCAUCCGACGCACCGUCAGCGCCUAGAGACGAAGCACUAGCAAGUCAAGAGCCGCGGCAGCAGCAGCUGUCAGGGCAAGACGCCGUCCCUCCAAUGCCCGCUGCCGACGAAGCGUUGCGGGAUACGCCGCCGUCACUGGUCGAAUCGGGCGUGGGACCGACCGCACCUGUUGCUACCACUGGAAGCACGGUGAUUGAUGUGCCACCACACGCAAGCACAUCAUCAAGUGACCCAGCAGAGCCAACAGAAACCAGCUCGACAGAAGCAGAAGCAGAAACAAGCAAAGUGACAACUGCACCCACUCCGUCACUCAGCAGUGCCACACCAGCACCAUCCACCCAGCCACCACCAUCUGCUGUUGUUCCCACCGCUUCUAGCCCAGCUGCACCACCCCUCGAGUCGCAUCAUCUCCCUACGUUCGAAGAGUGGCGCGAUACCCAACUGGCACUCGAUAAAGAGCGCAGCGCUCAGCUGUCAAUUUCGCGCCAAAAGCGAAGAGAGGCUCGCGAAAAGCGGCAGCGAGAGCAAGAGCAACAUGCUCUUGCAACGCACCAGGACCAUGCUAGUCAGGACGAGCAUGACGCGGUGGCAGCAGCAGCAGCCCGGAGUAACUUUGCCUCUGCCGACUGCACGGCCAAGGUGCUCAGCAACAAUGCCGAGGCACAGCACGCCUCCGCGCUGCUCAUGGAUAACCGGGACUAUUACAUGCUCAACCCAUGUUCGGCACCGCAAAAGUGGGUGGUGAUUGAGCUUUGUGAGGACUUGCUGGUCGACACCGUCGAGAUUAGUUCGUGGGAGCUCUUCUCAUCGCGCGUCAAGGACUUUCGAGUUUCUGUCAGCGAUCGCUUCCCAGUCAAGAGCUGGGUGCCGCUUGGCACCUUUACUGCCAACGAGCCGCGCGGCACUCAGCGCUUUGAGGUCGCAUCACCGCUCAUCUGGGCCAAGUAUGUCAAGUUUGAAUUUCUUUCCUACCACGGCAGUGAAUUUUACUGCCUGCUCACCCAAGUGGGUGUGUAUGGUACCACCAUGAUGGAGGAAUUCAAAAACACCAUUUACCAGGCCGAGCUGGCCGAUCGCAAAGCGGCAGAAGACGAGGCCGACGAUCAUGCGCUCGACCCAGACAUGCACGACCACGAUACACUCGAUAGCGGUAUCAACAGUAGCAGGUUUGUGCAUGCAGAGCCGGCAGUCGAUAUUGCGACAGACCCUGAUGCUGUACAGCCACUGGGAGACCUCUCCCAGCCAAACGCGCAAGCACCUGUCUGUGGCGUCCUCGAUGAAGAGGAUGAUGACGAGUAUCUUGAAGAUGAGUACGAGGAUGAGCCGUUUCCAGUACCUCAACAAUUUGAAGUGGAUGAAGAUGUGUUUGUUGCGGGGGCACCCGCAGAACAAAGUGCCGACGACAAGCCCUCGUCCCGGCCGCAACCCGAACAACUACAACACCAGCAGCUUUGCGCAGAAGACGAUUCGCAUGUGGCCGAGUGUGCUCUGGAGACUACAGAGCUCAAGUCCGGCUCGGACGAGAGUUCGGUUCCUUUCACGAACAAGCCAGUUGUCGAACCAGAGGCCGAUCACAGUGUCCAUCUCGUAUUUUCCUCUUCGGAUGCAGUUGCUGCAGACGCCUCCCUCCCCAUGCCACAGAUGACUGUGUUUGUGGAUCCUCUUCCCAGCGAAACGAUCGCAGCUGCUGUCUCUUCCUCAAACGAUGACAGUGAGACCAAAUCAGCAUCUAUCGCCACGUCGGACGGCAGUCAUGCCGAGUUAGAAUCGCCAUCUGGCGCUUCGACAGGCCCAACACCACCAUCGACCGACACCAUCACGAUCCCCCCUUCACCUGGCAGCGCUCGCACAGGCAAAGUCCGUCGUUGCGAUCCAACCACUCCGAGGCAGUUGCUGUUCGAUCGUUCCACGCCAGCCCAGGUUGUCGAACAUGCAAUGCUUCGGAGGUCGCCCCACGACCAACCUUGCAACCAAUGUAGUUUGAGUAACGCUGGCAGCAAACUCACACGCUCCUCGUCCUCCAUUUCUCUACCUUCCGCGCGAUCGAAUCACGAUUCAAAUGCUGCCGCCGUCGCUGCGCUCGCCCUUGCCUCGGACUCCCAAACACAUAAUUCUCAUUCCACUCAACUCGAGCAAAAGCUUACAUCGCCCCAGGCUCUGCGGUCCCAAGCCGAUGCGAUCGGUGUGAACAGCUUGGCGUCCUUCCUGCGGCACGAAUCCCAAAUGGCGACGUUGCUCAAGCAAAUCAAGUCCAUGGAUUUGAACAUGACAUUGAGUCACAAGUAUCUCGACAAGCUCAGCGAAGGAAUGCGAGAUGUAUUCUCUCAACUCACUGCGCUGAAUACUCGCGUGACCGAGUUGGAGCAGCAGACUGUUGCGCGUUUGAUGCAAUCCACUCACGACCUUCGCAACGAUUUCGAGCCUCGACUCGACAAAUUGGAGCUCCAUCUCACCGAGUCGCAAGCACCGGGCACAACUGAUUGGCAAAUAUCGCAGCUGCAACAUGAUCACAACAGGUUGCUCCGCCUGCUGUAUCUUGUUCUGGUACUCGCUUCCGGCUUGGUGACCGCCCUGACACUCAUUUGCAUCUGGCUGGCGAGGCGGGUGGUGUCUUCAAGCAAGCCAGCUCCGCUGUCGGUUGCCGUUCCGAUGGCAAAGCAGCUUGGCUCGCCGCUCGAUGGCUUUGAACUUCCACCUACACCCGUGAAGGUGAAGCUGGAAAGCACUGAAGCCCGUUAGGACAAAGAAUGUUUGCCGUGGCGAACGCAUUGACAUGAUUUGACGCAAUCAUUCCAACCCCUUGCGACAAGAGUGCCUGAUAGAAUGCCACAGCUCUCCCGGCGAAGCGUCACCAAUUACUCACAUGUCUGUAUGAUAAGAUCACAAACUUGUACACAUAAACCUUCACCAACGCCGCCAUGGCAAUGCAAA
This is a messenger RNA of Capsaspora owczarzaki ATCC 30864, 3375 nucleotides long. RefSeq lists its product as hypothetical. Gene Ontology annotation, biological process: protein folding in endoplasmic reticulum. The transcript is spliced from 4 exons. The record is from RefSeq and is a predicted model, not a curated record. NCBI's taxonomy places the organism in Eukaryota, Filasterea, Ministeriida, Capsasporidae. Gene Ontology annotation, cellular component: membrane; cytoplasm. Bases 46 to 3183 code for a protein of 1045 amino acids.